Amphibalanus amphitrite is the source of this 892-nucleotide messenger RNA. RefSeq lists its product as uncharacterized. Gene Ontology annotation, molecular function: nucleic acid binding. The transcript has 2 exons. The record is from RefSeq and is a predicted model, not a curated record. The annotation marks the transcript as partial. Lineage: Eukaryota; Metazoa; Arthropoda; Thecostraca; Balanomorpha; Balanidae.
UACCCCUUUCGAGCAUCAGGGGUGACGUCACUCAGGAUCUGUCUCUGAUUGGUCGGCGGGGGAGUGACUGUACCUUCUAUAGAUGGCCUUGCAUUGGCCUCUGUGGCGCGACCGCUUCAGACGAUAUCGCCAGGCGUCAAAGCUAAAUCUCGAUGAGGAGGAAACCCAGAACCUGUCCACCGAGUACGGUUUCCGGCAUCGGAUAACCGACCCUCACACGCCGUCUUCGAACGGCGCCGCUGAGCGCGCCGUAAGGACGGCUAAGUGGCUCCUCCGCCAGCGGGACCCGCAUCUGGCGCUGCUCAACUACCGCGCUACGCCGGUGGAGGCGACAGGCCAGUCGCCUGCUCGUCUGCUCUUUGGACGCGAGAUCCAGACUCGGCUUCCGCGUCCGCGGGUCGUCGAGUGUCAGGACUCUACACUCGACGCCGCGAGGAGGAGAGAUGGCGAGAGGAAGGAGCUUCAACGAAGGAGCUUCAACAAGCAUCACGGAGCUCGCGACUUGCCGCCGUUGCGGCCUGGGGAUGUAGUGCGGGUGCGAACAAGGAUCGACCCGGACUGGCGUGAGCGAGUGACAGUGCGUGAGCGGAUCGGGCGACGAAGUUAUGUGGUAGAUAACAAUCGUCAUACAGUGAGGCGCAAUCGAGGCGCCCUGCGCCUGUCACCGGGGAUCGAGCCUCCCACGGGCUCGUCGGACCUCCCGGUGCCCUUGUCGGUGCGGCCGUCGCCGGGCGUGCCGGAAUCUGUGCGGCCGUCGCCGGGCGUGCCUGUUGGUGUUUCAGUGCGGCCGAGCCCGACUGUCUCGAUGCCGCGGCCGGCUAUCUCUCCGCCGGGUCAGACGCCGGAGCCCUGUCCUUCCGCAGCGGCGAGUCCGGCAGGACCCGCAGCGGCU